AACCUAACUAAAAAUAAUACAAAACUCAACAACUGAGUGCGUUUUGACGGUGACUCUUCCGCCGUCUACAACAACCGCAACUCCUCCACAACCCCACCGCAAACCACCAAUGGCUGUUUCAGCUUUCACACCCACCAUCUUCUCAACCCCAUCUCAAUCUUUCACAAUACCCACAACUCCACACCUCUCAAACUUCACAAAACCAAAAAAAAUCAAAUCUUUAUCCCCAAUCACCGCCCUUUCAGACCCAUUUGUUCUCCAAAUUGCAGAAUCUUUAGAAGACUCUCUCCCCUCUUCAUCAUCAUCAUCACAACAUCUUCAAAAGCUUAGAGAUUUUGCUUCAGAAGCCCUUCUUUCCACCCCAUGGCCUUCAAGAAAGGACGAACCUUUUAGGUUUACAGACAUAUCUUUCAUCAAGAAAUCAGAGAUUACACCUGUUUCACCCCCUCCACCACAAUCUUUGACCAAUUUGAGUGUUUUUGGAGAUACCCUUUUGGUUAAUUUGACUAUAGUUGAUGGGUACAUUGUUGAUUCUUUAUCCCAAUUAUCAGGGUUGCCAGAUGGGGUUUAUGUUGGGAGCUUGUGUAAGAUUAGUUCAAGUGAAAUUACAAAAAGGGUAGUUGAGUUUUUGCCUGUUAAUGAACAAGGUGACUUGUUUUGGUCACUUAAUGGUGUUGGGUCACCUGAUUUGGUGGUGGUUUAUGUGCCAGAAGGGUGUAGGUUUGAGGGUCCAUUGCAUUUGAGGUAUGUUGCUAGUGAAGGGAGUGAUAAAGAUUCGAGAAAGUUGCCGGUUUCGAAUCCGAGGGUGUUAGUGGUGGUGGAGAAAGGCGGGGAGAUUGGGAUAGUUGAAGAGUUUAUGGGUGGUGAUGGUGGUUUGAGUUAUUGGACUAAUUCGGUUAUGGAAGUGGUGAUUGGUGAAGAAGCUAAAGUUAGCCACUCGUAUAUUCAGACUCAGUCGUUGAGCUCGGCUCAUAUUAAAUGGACCUCCGUUCGGCAGGAAAAGUCAAGUAGUUAUGAUUUAGUAGAAGUAAGCACGGGUGGCAAGUUAAGUAGACACAAUGUUCACGUGCAACAAGUUGGGUCGGACACAAUCACGGGAUUAUCGACAUUUCAUUUGUCUGGUUGUGAUCAAACGCAAGAUCUACAUAGUAAAAUAGUGUUGGAUCAUCCACGAGGGUUUUCUAGGCAACUUCACAAGUGCAUUGUGGCUCAUUCACUCGGUCAAGCUGUUUUUGAUGGCAACAUUAAGGUCAACAGAUACGCACAACAGACGGAUGCAGGGCAACUAACACGGAGCCUAAUUCUCGAGCCACGUGCAACAGUUAAUGUGAAACCGAAUUUGCAGAUAAUUGCGGAUGACGUAAAGUGUUCUCAUGGAGCUGCGAUCUGUGAUUUGGAAGAGGACCAGUUGUUUUAUCUUCAGGCAAGAGGUAUUGAUUUGAAAACGGCUCGAAAAGCUCUAAUCGUCUCGUUUGGGGCCGAGGUUAUUGAGCGGUUUCCGUCCAGUGAUCUCAGAAAGAAGGUGGAACUUUAUGUAAAGAAGUUGCUUGAUCCUGAAGUAGAAAUGGAUAUGUAACCAAAAAAGUGGGAUUUGAUUAUAUUAUGGAAUUUGAAGUGUUUAAAUGGCUGAAACCAGAUUCAGCAUACAAUUUUUGUAUGGGAUAAUUGUGUAAACAUAACUUACACUUGUUUUGUUUUCCAGAAAAUAAUAAUAUGAUUGUAAAAUUCAAUCAUACUUUCAAA
Helianthus annuus (common sunflower) is the source of this 1743-nucleotide messenger RNA. RefSeq names its product protein ABCI7, chloroplastic. The coding region runs from base 110 to 1576 and encodes 488 amino acids. The record is from RefSeq and is a predicted model, not a curated record. The transcript is spliced from 3 exons. Gene Ontology annotation, biological process: iron-sulfur cluster assembly. Lineage: Eukaryota; Viridiplantae; Streptophyta; Magnoliopsida; Asterales; Asteraceae.